Molecule: messenger RNA, 495 nt
Organism: Linum tenue
Lineage: Eukaryota; Viridiplantae; Streptophyta; Magnoliopsida; Malpighiales; Linaceae
Source: the annotation of a GenBank genome assembly
AUGCCAACCUCCAUCUCAAGUUUCCACCUAGAGCUCUCGUCGUCCUACAUCUCCGGGAUAUGUGACCGAACCGUCGACCGUAGUUUCUGCCUCCGUUUCAUGAAUUCGACCGCCGGCAUCCGGGCGGCGAAUUUCGUCGGCGCAGGGAAAAUCACCCUCACGGUUAGCGAUCAGAAAGCCAGAGAGACUCAGAAGUACAUCCGAGCACAGUUACUGGGGCGGAAAGCGACGGAUCCCAAGGUGAAGCAGAGCUACAAGACGUGCUUGGAGAAGUACGGGGACGUCGUCAAAUCGAUCUCCGUCGCUAAAGAUUCUUUCGCGACGGGAGAUUAUGAUACGGGAUUUACUGCGACGACAGUUGCGCAGAGGGAUGCGGAUGCUUGCAAUCGCGAGGUGACGGCGGGGCCGGCGAGAGGGGGAGUAGGUGAACGGAAUAAGUACUUGUCGAAUCUCCUGGAUAUUGUUUUGGUGAUUCUCAAUUUGGUGGGAGGUUGA